Molecule: messenger RNA, 7123 nt
Organism: Ostrea edulis (European flat oyster)
Lineage: Eukaryota; Metazoa; Mollusca; Bivalvia; Ostreida; Ostreidae
Product: AT-rich interactive domain-containing protein 2-like
Exons: 21
Coding region: 564-6071 (1835 amino acids)
Biological process (GO): regulation of DNA-templated transcription
Cellular component (GO): SWI/SNF superfamily-type complex
Molecular function (GO): DNA binding
Source: RefSeq, a predicted model, not a curated record
UCCAAAAAGAAUUUAUUAUUACGAAUCGAUUCAGAAAAAUGUUCAAAUGGUGGCAUUUCAUCUUGUGCCAUUUUCUUUCUUCCUGUAAAAACAACCACUCAACUUGCGCACUCGAAUACAAGGCCACCGCCAUCUUGAAUAUAACUACGCCGAAUCAUUGCUUCAAUAGCGUCACCCCUCUAGUGAUCAUUGCUAUUUAGGCAUGAUCAUUAUGUUUUUUGUUACGAAUAUUUCGAAGAUUUUAUGCACGUAUGGUCAACUAUGAAUCUUGGAGGCUGAUACACGGUGUCUUUUAUCGGGAGUAAUACUCCUUUUCACUGAUACGGCAUGUACUAGGACUUCUAUCGAGCUGUGAGAUCGAUUGUUUUGUGUUGUAAGACGUGUGUGUCGGGUCGGUGCAGCCGACUCUGUCGGUGGAUUCCCCGAAUAUUGAGGAUUUUCCCUGCGUUUGACCACCUUUCUAGGGUACUGCUGAGUGCGCGGUGGUGGCGGAGUUAUUGUUUAUGUUUAUAUUCAGCGCGUUGUGCAUAAAUCAUCGAUAUUUAUCAAUGUAUUGACGAAAAAUGGCAAAAAUAUUAAACAAAGACCCGUUCACUUAUCAACAAGAGAAGGAUGAAUUCUUGACUACUCUCAAACAGUUUCAUCGCAGUAGAGGGACUCCUAUUGGAAAAACUCCUGUUGUUGGUGGAAAGGAGGUCGACUUGUAUUUGUUGUAUCGACAAGUGAUCAAGUUAGGUGGAUGGCGAAAGAUAAAUGACGAGCAGAUUUGGGAAAAUUUUUUGUGCGACUUCAAGAUUCCUGGAGGAUGUAGCAAUGGCACCCAGGCACUGAAGUUUAUUUAUGUCAGGUACCUUGAUGCCUAUGAGAAAGUAUAUUUCCAUGGAGCCGAUCCGAACCAUAGAGGCGACGAGGAAGACUCGGAGGGUCCCCUGCGUAAGAAGGCCUGUCUCCCGCUGUACGGCAUUCCACACUCCUACAACUAUGAUCAACACAAAGUCUCGGAUCAUGGUAGGACUGUGGUGGGAAUGUCUACAGAUUUUGUGAAGAACAAUGAAUUCAACAAACUGGAGAGAGCUUUAUUAUCAGGCCUCCCCAAUGAGGUGGACUUUGCUAUCAAUGUGUGUACUCUCCUGUCAAGUGAAAGCAGACAUAGUCUACUCCUGAGAAAGGCCCAGAACUUGCUCCAGCUUCUCAUGGCUCAUAUAGGAAUCUUCUCUGAUGAUCACGGGACAUAUGAAGAUGUGUACGAGUUGGAAUGGAAGAAACUUUCUAAAAAGAAUUUCAUCCAUUUUUGGUUAGAAACUGUCAAAGAUGAGAAUAUUCGUGGUUUAGUUCACACUAACCGAGGAUAUGCAAAGAAAAUUCUGUUAGGUCAUGAAUUAUUAAACCUUGGUCAGGAAGCGGGGAUCCAUGAUCAGGAGGGUCAAAGGGUUAUGCAGCUGGCUGUCAUAAUCAGGAAUCUUUCUUUUGAGGAAGAAAACAUGAAGUUUAUGUCUGAAAAUGAUUUAGUGUUCAGAUUUCUUAUGCUGUGUAUACACAGCUCAUACGGGUCGCUACGACAACUUGCUUUAGAUUCUCUGGGUAACAUGGCAGAAAAGUUUGUGCUUACAACAGACGAUCACUCACAUCUGGUGCUUCAAAUUCUAAAGCAGUGUUUGUCAUCGGAUGACAAAUACGAGGUGGUGAGAGGUUUCGAAAUUUUAAGCAAGCUUUGCCUGUUGGAUGAAAAUGAAGAUAUGCUGACAGACAGUCUAGAUGAGAAUUUGUAUGGUGACAUAGUACGCCUGCUGAAUGUGUUUGAUAUCCAGAUUAUUGUAUACAGCCUGGAGGCUUUGUAUCAACUCUCAGAGCUGGGGGAACACACCACAACCAAGAUUGCUGCUGUAAAGCAUGCUGUGGAUUUACUGGUCUCACUGUUGACAAUAGAAGCUCAGUCUUAUGGAGCCAAUUCUCUUGUGGGCAUUAAGGUAGUGGAAUAUUGUCCCCCAGUACACAUGAUGCCAGGGGUCAAUGCUGACCAAGGCCAGGCUUCAGCAAUGCCAGCCCCUUCUGGUCACCCUGUGUCCCAGCCACUCCCACCCUCUCAUAAAACUGCUCAGCAGCAGAUGAGUACCACUGGUUGUGAUGUAGAGACAACCACCUAUCAGUGGUUACAGUCCACUUUUGAGCUAAAGGAUGGGUUGUCCAUGCCACAUGUUCACAUGUAUGCAGAGUAUCUCAAUUUUGCCAAGAAGUUUGCACUGCCCCAGAUCCUGUCUUCUAAUGCCUUUGCCAGCUGUGUCAAGGUUGUGUAUCCCAACCUUGAGCAGUACAGUAUAGAGAAAGCUGAAGGGGUAUCAGAAGCCGGAUUUAAAGGAAUCUGUAAACGGAAAACACCUUUACCUUUUGCCAUACCAUCAACAGUCAUUAAAAAUCGUCUUAGUAGUGUUUCCCAUUGUCCAUCUCCUGUUGUCAUGGCCAAUCAGAAUCCAUCACAAACUCCAACACUUCGCCAGAGGUUAAUGGAACCACCACGGUUAUCUUCCUUACAAGCCUCUCCUCUCCUUCCUCUAGGUGGCGCUGUUUCCACAACAAAUCAGCAACAAAGUGCAAUAUACACUGCAUCCAAACCACAGACUCAAACCAGCAGUUCCAAUAGCAAGUCUGCACAAAACCAACAAAGUAUUAUGUCUGUGGGAAAAUUGUCACAACUCAAAACACAGCAAGCUCUUAAGCAACAUUUGAAUCAGGCCUCCCCCUCUCUAAUGCCUGUUCUUCCCCAGCAGACCGGCCCACCAACUAAUCUACAGGCAUUUGAUACUUCCUCCAAUGACACACAAAAAAUCAAGAGUAUGUUGGCCAGGAAAUUAAAAGUUCAACAAUCCUCUCCAAUCCCAAUAGCUCCAAAGCAGACAGCACAACCAAUACAGGCAGUGGUGGACCCUAAUAAUCCAAUGCACUUGCUGACAUUCACUACACAACAGAGCACAAACAUCCAAGGUCAGUUGCAGCAGGCUUUUGUCCCUGUCGUCCAGGAUGCAACAGCAUACGCAAUGACUGGUAACUACUUUGACCAAAGUAACAUUGGACAAGCUGUUCAAAUUCAGGGUGUGCAGUCAAUCAUGGAUGGAACACAACAAAUAGUAAUUCCACAAGCUACAGUAACUAGUCAGCCUUCCCUCCAAACAGGAUCUCCAGUAUCAGACAAAAGUAAAGGUGCAUCCAAAAAUAGUGCUAGUCGUAACAGUUCUAAGUCAUCUCGAUCAUCUUCACCCAAAGGAACAUCCCCAAAACGCAAACCAUCAUCUUCAUCCAGGUCCAGCUCUCCUCGAAACUACGAUUUAGAUGUAUGUGGAGAGGUAGAAAGAGCCAAAGAUUUUGUGAAAGUUGGACUUGAAGCACGUAUAGAACGUGUGGAAAAUAAUACUUUGAAACAAAUCCAGUCUGUAAAUACAUGUUGUACUACACCGUCCACCUCUCAUCUUAUCACUUCAUCCAUCACCUCUCCAAUCCCAGUGACGCCGGGAUACCCAGUGGUGGGCAGUACCAACACUGGUCUCACUGGGGACAUAGCUGCAUCCGCUGCCUUACCUAGCCAAACAAUUGCUGAUAGCAACACAGGGCUGACUAUCCACAGUCAGACAAACUGUGCUACCUCAUUAUCCCUACACCCCACAAACCAGUUCAGCAGUGAAUCCAUACCGAAUUGUACUGAUGCGUCAUUAAAUGCUUGCUCAAUCACCAGCUCUCUCCCUCUGCCAUCCAUCACCUCAUCUGACUCCCAAAGUUUUAGUGCAGACGAUGACAUGAACACAAACUGCAGUGAAAAUGCUUCGAUUGUGAAAGAAAAACCAAAAAUGAAUUACAUUUGUACCCAAGAUGAAACUGAUGCCGCUGUGUCGUCUCUGUUGAUAACGGAGGAAGACACACAGCAUUCAAUGUCGAACGGGUCAGAUGCUGAUGUUCCCAUCACAACCAUUGUAAGCUCUGCUGACGAGACUGCAGCAGCCAUAUCGGCUAUAGAAGGAAUGCUAGAGGAAGAACCAGAAAGUGAGGAAGAUAACAUUCCCAUGGAAGAAGAUGUCAUACAACCAAUGGAAGACACACCCAUGGAAGAAAGCUCAGCUUCUACAGAGGAAAAGGAGUUACCAGAAACCUUUGGUAUUAUACCUGAAAAUGCUGAGAGUGUAGAAAGCAAGACAAAAGAAAUAACCGUAAAUGGAGUUUUGAAUUCUCCCGAGGAAAAUGUUAUUCCCUCUCCGACAGAAGAGCAGAAUCAUAUCAGUAAUGGGAUUAGUGAAAGUGAAUCUGAGGAGGGCUUUAAAACCUCCAAACUUAUGAUGGACAAAAUUGCCAUGGAAAAACUAACCAAAAUUAAUGGUAUUGACAAACAUAUAGGGAAUGGGAGUGUUAACCAUAUAGGCAUUGAUUCAUCAGUGAAAGGAGACAAGAUGGAGUUGAAGGAUAGCUCUGUUAAUGGUGAAGUGAUUCAGGGAGAAAUAGAUCAAGCAAUUAGUGGCAUUCUAGAGAAUGGUACUUCAGUGAACAUCUUGGAAAAUGGAAGACCAAUUGAAACAAAAUGUUAUGAACUGGCAGGAGAAUCAGAAACAGAAGAUGUCGUGGCAGUGGAAGAGGAGGAGGAGGUGUUGAUUGAAAAUGAAAUGUGCCUGCAGCCAACCACAGCUGUAGUCGAUCAAACACAUCCAGGGGUUGUAGAGCCAGAAAAGGGAGAAGGGACUGGAAUCAGCACAGAGGUGGGCAGUAGAGCAGACGACAGUCAAAAAGUGAAUGGUACAAAGCCAACAACUGAGCAGCUGGAAGAAAAUGGUGAUGAGUGUAAAUUGCAGGUGGAUGAAUGUGUGGACAUUCUCAAGGCUGCAAUAGAGUCCGAGAAAAUUGAUGAAUGUGUGUUAAAUGGAGACAGUAAUGACUCUCUUCCCCCUGGGACUAUUUACCCAGGGGAAAUUCAAAUCAGUGCUCCUAGUAUACCUAUUGGCAAUGAAAUGACUGCAACUGCAGUGGGUUCUAAUAACAUUAGCCUCAUCCAAAAUGUUUUCACCAAUGUCCAGACAGUGCAGACAGGCCUAGUGGUCGGGACCAUUGUCAGUGUCAACAACAACCUUCUUACCACUGCUACAGUUCCACUGACCAUCCCUGACAACAUUGUUGGUAGGAAGAUGGGUAUUGAGAUGUGUCCAGAACGUCAUGUUCCAACCCCAGAGGCAUCCCGGGAUGCUGAACUCAGUUGUGAUAGCAUAGCUUCUACACUGACAGACUCGUCAGAAAAACAUUCCAUUACAUUUCAACAACCCAUUCUCAGUGUCCAGAAUUUCCCUACAAAUGUUCUCAAUGUGCAACCCAUGCCAGUCAACAAAAAUCAGCAAUACAUAACCACCGUCAUUACCACAACUCCCAAACAGACCUCCCCCAGGACUCGAGAUAAACGAGCCAAGAAACGGAGUCGAAAUGCGUCAUCAGGAAGUGCAGACUCCAGGUGCUCAAAUUCCUCAUCAACGAUCACUCAACAGAUGGCUCCACCCCCUCCAUCACCAGACUUCAUCUGCGAAUGGCAAGGCUGCAAACAGUGCUUUGAGAAUUUUAAGACUGUGUUUAGGCAUGUCUUAGACUCUCACUUAAAAACAGAAUGGGAAGGCUAUUGCCGAUGGGAAGGCUGUGAAAGAUUACAGAGGAAGAAGUGGUCUCUAGUUACUCAUGUACAGGACCAUCACUGCUCAGAAAAUGCUCUAAAAUCCUCGGCAAUGAGGCGGAAACAGAGUCAACAAAGUGGAACUUCCAUUGCCCCUCAAACAGUUCCGGCAUUAGUGUACCCCACUGAUGCAGCCUGGCAAGCCAUCCGAAGAUUUUCUCCAAAACCACCCUAUCCAGAAUUUACAGAAGCCCGAGAAGGACCGGUAACAAAGCACAUCCGUCUAACAGCAGCUUUAAUCCUCAGGAACCUGGCCAGAUAUUCGGCACCGGGAAGAAGCUUGAUAAAGCGGUACGAGCGGAGAAUCAGUUACUCAGCCAUGAGCGCGUUAGAGUCCUCUAAUGCUCUGGCCAACUGUCUGUUUGAAAUUCUACAUGAUCAUUGACCACAGGCGGGAUAUAGAGAGAAAGAAACUGUGAUCUUCACGUUUAUUUUGUAGUUACCUCCCCCUUGUUUGUAAGCAAUGUAAAAUGGCAUUAGUUGGCAGCUUUGUAUUUAGUUCUAAAAUGAAAUCUGUAUUUAUGAAAUCUUAAUUAAGUCUUCAAAAGACAACAGAAAGAAACUCAUUUAAGGUCUGUUUUUCUCAGUCAGAUCUUUGGUGGUGUGUAUGAAUAAGAAAUAUGUAUAUGUACAUGUAUUUAGUCCUGAAAGUGCAAUGAAUCAUGCUCUGCUGAUAAAGUUAGAUUCUUUGAAUUUAUUUUACUUAUCGCACAUGAUUUUUUAUUCUUUUGCAAAAUCAAGUUCAGAACUUUUUAAAAAAUAUUGGCACUUGCCUUGUUUGGUCUGCCAGAGUCAAAUGAGUUGAUAUGAAAGUAUCAAUUUGGUAUGAGUAGGAAAUGUGCAUAAUAAAGUAUGAAUAUGAAGAUGAUAUUCACAAGGUCUUUAUUUUUAAGUGUGUAAAGUGUAACCUGCUCUGUAAAUGCUUGUGACAAUGGGGUUUUCAUGGACUAAAACAUAUCACAACUUAACAUGUUUCUUGUAUCCAUUGUGUUCAUAUCCACCUGCUUAGUACCUGCUAUCUCUGUCAAAUAUUUUUAUUCUGUGUUUUCUCUUUUGCUCCAAAAUAAUCAUUUUAUCAUGAGUCAUGGAGUUUUACCAGUCUGUGUUCACAUUAUUGUGUGUCUUUUUAAAAAAAACUAUUUGUGAAAAAUGUGUAUAAAAUCCAGAUUUCUAUUUAUUGUUGACCUUGUGUAUAGACCUGAUCAGUCAUAAGAGAUGAUGAAUAAUACAAGAACAUCAUUCCAUCUGUCUAGCUGUAGUCUGAAUGUGUAAGAUUGGAUUGUAAGUAUUACUGAAACAUUAUUUAUAGAUAUUACAGAAAAGUUAUUUUGCAUUUCAGAUUUUCACAUGCAUUUGUUGUAGUAAAAAUUUCUUUGAUUGAACAGAUCAACUGUUUAAAAGAAGAGGAAAAGUUUAAAAUAAAUAUGUAUAAAGAUA